Colletotrichum lupini is the source of this 357-nucleotide messenger RNA. RefSeq lists its product as uncharacterized. The record is from RefSeq and is a predicted model, not a curated record. The transcript has 2 exons. NCBI's taxonomy places the organism in Eukaryota, Fungi, Ascomycota, Sordariomycetes, Glomerellales, Glomerellaceae. Bases 1 to 357 code for a protein of 118 amino acids.
AUGGCAGACGCAAAGCAAGGAGGCGAUCUUUACGAUAUGGCUAAGGACGGAACCAAAGUUCCUGGAGAUGCUGGCAAGCAAAACAUCAUAAAGUCUGUUCCCAACCCGCACCAGCAGGAAUCAGCUGCUGGUGGGCUUGGGUCUACAACUCUGCACGGCGCCGCAGACAACGCAUUGAACACCAACGAGGGAAGAGCGUCCGGAUUGGGCGAGGGAAUCAGUGCUACCGGUCACGAGAUUCCUCAGUCGGUGACGGGCAAGCCUGGAGGCCGAGGGGGGACGCAAGGCUCUGAGGAUGUCAGGGCCGCAACGGGUGCGUUUUACACCAAGGGGGGCCGGUCGAAGGAUGAUGAGUAA